Molecule: messenger RNA, 882 nt
Organism: Dibothriocephalus latus
Lineage: Eukaryota; Metazoa; Platyhelminthes; Cestoda; Diphyllobothriidea; Diphyllobothriidae
Source: the annotation of a GenBank genome assembly
AUGGAGCCAGUCGCAUUUCGUCUGAUUAAUGACUACCAAAGUAGACACCAGAGAAGAGCACGGCCUAAGUUUCAAAUUGCGGACUAUGAUGAUGACAUUUAUGACGGGAAUGCCUAUUAUUCUGAGUAUUCCGACGAGGCACAAGAGGAGGGACAGUCUGGAAGGAGUUGUCUUCAGUCAGACGAUACAACCAACGGCCAUUCGGAUAUAGUUCUGCAACUCUUGAAACUCCUUUUUCGGGACCUCCCUCCGCCCGAUCCUAAAUUUGUUGAAGGCCUCUGUCAUAAUCCUGUGUACCUUUGUUUUCCACCACCCGCUAAUGAUGCUCUCUUACUUCCUGCUUUGGCCUGCCUUCCUGACGGAAACCGCUCCCGCAUCGGAUCCCUUGUACGAACCGGAUUCCGCCACAUUUUCUCCCCGUCUCAUCGCAAAAACUCCCAACUUCCGCCCACCAAAUCACGCAUCUCUACCGUCUCUCUGCCUGGCGGUGUAUUUUCUCAUAAAAACAAACACUUGGUCAACCAUUGUGAUACCGAAAAUGACCUGCUGCGAUAUCAACGUUGGUCCACGGUUCAACCUCCAAAUCUGAUGAAACUCGCCCUCCUACUGCAGGGAUCGGACUCUGCAAGCUGUCAGUCAUCCCCUCCCAGCAAUACACCCCUCAGUUCCUCCCAACCGGAGUUCACGGUACCUGCACCUCCGCCGCCGCCGCCGCCUCCUCCUCCUCCUCCUCCCUUGUUAAAUGAAGCCGAUCAGCAGGCUUCCGAUAAGCCACCGACACCUGCGAAAGGCGGGACUGUAGAGAUUGGCCUUCUUAAGCACGACGUAACUUCCCUCGAAAAGGCUAUUCGGAAAACUGAGUCCCAACUUAAAGGUGCGUAA